Molecule: messenger RNA, 446 nt
Organism: Caenorhabditis angaria
Lineage: Eukaryota; Metazoa; Nematoda; Chromadorea; Rhabditida; Rhabditidae
Source: the annotation of a GenBank genome assembly
AUGGAAACGAAAUUGAAGAACACGCGCGGAGAAUGUGAAUUUGACCCAACACUGGAGGAGAUGGAAAAGCACCGUAGAUUGAUGAACGAACGAGAGAUUGAAGAUUCUAAAAAAUGCCUGAAAAAGUUGUUUAAAGAAUACGAGGCAACAUGUUUAUGUGGUAAAUGUAAUAAUUUGGAUGACAUGGAAUAUUGCUGCGCGAGUAUAUUCCCAUCAAAUGUGAAAUUUCAAGCGAACAUAGGAAAAUUGGUGUCUGAAAAACUCGAAGAGAAAUUUUGGAAGGGUGAACACAACAGAUGUCUUGUUGAUUGUGAUAAUUUCGAAAAAUAUUUGGACGAGGAAGUGGGUUAUGUACAGGAAAACAAUGAAUUAAUGUAUUAUUUCAGACUUUGAAAGUGUUCAAAACUGGAUAUAAGUUUGGAUUGGGAAUUGAUGAUAAUUCUUGA